Molecule: messenger RNA, 6055 nt
Organism: Lepus europaeus (European hare)
Lineage: Eukaryota; Metazoa; Chordata; Mammalia; Lagomorpha; Leporidae
Gene: ASB1
Product: ankyrin repeat and SOCS box containing 1
Exons: 5
Coding region: 76-1083 (335 amino acids)
Biological process (GO): intracellular signal transduction; protein ubiquitination
Cellular component (GO): ubiquitin ligase complex
Molecular function (GO): protein binding
Source: RefSeq, a predicted model, not a curated record
GACAGCCGCGCAUCUGGCCCGAGGGUCGUGGGGAGCCGGCUGCCGCGCGGUCGGGGGCCGAGGGCCGCAGCACCCAUGGCUGAGGGUGGCAGCCCUGACGGGCGGGCGGGCCCUGGGCCUGCAGGUCCCAAUCUGAAGGAGUGGCUCAGAGAGCAGUUCUGCGACCACCCGCUGGAGCGCUGUGAGGACACACGGCUCCAUGACGCGGCCUACGUGGGCGACCUGCAGACCCUCAGGAGCCUGCUGCAGGAGGAGAGCUACCGCAGCCGCAUCAACGAGAAGUCCGUGUGGUGUUGCGGCUGGCUGCCCUGCACGCCGCUGCGCAUUGCCGCCACCGCAGGCCAUGGCAACUGCGUGGAUUUCCUCAUCCGGAAGGGGGCCGAGGUGGACCUGGUGGACGUGAAGGGACAGACCGCCCUGUACGUGGCCGUGGUGAACGGGCACCUGGAAAGCGCCCAGAUCCUUCUUGAAGCAGGCGCUGACCCCAACGGAAGCCGGCACCACCGCAGCACGCCUGUCUACCACGCCUCCCGCGUGGGGAGGGCCGACAUCCUGAAGGCUCUCAUCAGGUACGGGGCCGACGUGGACAUCAACCACCAGCUGACCGCUGACGCGCGGCCAUCUUUCUCGCGGCGGCUCACCUCCCUGGUGGUGUGCCCCCUGUACAUCAGCGCAGCCUACCACAACCUUCAGUGCUUCAAGCUGCUCCUGCAGGCCGGGGCCAACCCCGACUUCAACUGCAACGGCCCCGUCAACACCCAGGAGUUCUACAGGGGCUCUCCGGGCUGCGUCCUGGACGCCGUCCUGCGUCACGGCUGUGAGGCCGCCUUCGUCAGCCUGCUGGUGGAGUUCGGGGCCGACCUGAACCUGGUGAAGUGGGAGCCCUUGGGCCCGGAGUCGAGAAGCAGAAGGAAGGUGGACCCCGAGGCCUUGCAGGUCUUCAAAGAGGCCAGAAGUGUUCCCAGGACCUUGCUGAGCCUGUGCCGGGUGGCCGUGAGAAGAGCUCUCGGCAAGCACCGGCUGCACCUGAUUCCCUUGCUUCCUCUGCCAGACCCCAUAAAGAAGUUCCUGCUCUAUGAGUGAGGGCGAGCGGCGCUGGCUGCAGGAGGAGGAGGGCGGUCCGCGGUGGACAGAAAGAAGUUCCUGCUCUAUGAGUGAGGGCGAGCGGCGCUGGCUGCAGGAGGAGGAGGGCGGUCCGCAGUGGAAGCCGACGCUGACUCUCGCCCUGUGGACCGUACCCUGUGCUGCCCACGUGUCCCGUCCGGCCCUGUUCUCAUGGAUUGUAAUCCAUCGCAGGUGCUCGGGCCGUUGGACAGUCUUUGGGUCUUUGUCGGCCUAGAAGCUCAGACAAAACUUAAUUUUGUUCUUCCUGAGUGUGCGCUUUGGGUUUCGCAGUUGUGUGUUCGUGACGGGGCCGCGAGACGUGUGCAGUAUGGGCCGCGGCUGGAGCUGUGUUGAUGCUCCCGCUAGGGAAGACUCCUAGCACUUUCCAGAACUGUGCUUCUAUUUAUUUAUUUAUUUCUCAGUUUUAUUGUUUGAUUAAAGCCUUCUAAUAUCUAAAUGAAAGGGAGUUUUGGUUAAAAAAAAAAUGUGGAGAACCAAGGCCCAGUUCUUGAGUUGCUGGUUUGCUUAGCUGCUCCUGGGGUGAAGGACCCCGUGUGUUUCCUGCCCCACGUCCCCCUGCACUUCAGGGCCCCGCUCUGUGCCGGGGCUCUGUGUCUUCCAGGACGGUUUCCUGGCUGAGUGCACUCGGUGUGGCUUCUCGGGGCCAGCCUCUGCGCCAGUUGUGAGCCGUAGCGCCUGCGCAGAGUCCCCAGCAUGGUUCCCGCGCUGGGCCCGCCCUGCCCCCGCUGCAGGUGUAUGAGCUCUCUGCGUCCAGGCAGCAGUGGCUUUCCGGAGGCCACCCUGAGCUCGCUGGGAGCCGGCGGCCUGCGUUUCGACCGUUCCAACAGCAGUCACUGCCAGCUCUGAUGGAGGAAGAAAGUGCCUGCACGUCCGGGAAGGAAGCCCAAUGUCUCCGACAAUCCCAAGCUGUCCGCUGGGUGGUGAUGGCUCUUUGCUCUUUGAGGCCUACGUGUCUCAGCAGCUGCUCUCAGAAUCUAACGGGCAGGCAGCCGUGAGGGCAGGGCCUUCCCUUGGCCUGGUGAGAGAGACGGCCUGGGCUGUCGGGGCAGGUAUUGGCUUUGUGGGAGGGCCCCACUCUCCUGCCCAGGGCUGUGCAGCCAGGUGGGCGUCAGCAGGGCAGUGGCUGCAGCCUCGGUGUGCCCAGCUGCCUGCCGUUUCGGGUGGAGCCACGUUUGCUCCCUUGAAGGCCCUGUCAUGUAGAUCUGUAGCGAUCCUGCACUUGAGAUGCAUGUAGCAAUGGGCAGGUUGCAUGUACUGCAGUCUGUAAAAGCUGAACUGGUGGUGCUGUUUUAUUGAUUAUCAGUGUCACUGGGGGUUUUAGCUGCCCAGACAGCAUCUGGACGUUAAAUUGUGUGGCUUGGGGAUGGGAUGGGUGCGUGAUGGCUGGGCUCUGUGCACACGGGUGCGUGCUGGCCCCACGAGCACGUGUGCUGUUCCGAGGCCGUACACGUGUUGGCUGGUGCAGUGGGGGAAUGCACGCCGGGGUGUUGACGUGGCUGCAGUGGCUUGGUGUUGAGCUCUGAUCGUUGUCCGCGUGCGGGCUGGCUUCCUGCUGCUCCUGGGGGAGCUGGGGUUGGGGCCCCCUCGUGUCGGGAAAGACUCCUCACUGCUGCGUGGGGAGCCGAGGACGUCAGGGCCGCUGGCCCAGCAGAGGGCUGGCUGUGUUCUUUGUUGCAUCAAGGGGGGCUGGGGACGGAUUGCGACUGGCCGCUGGGCAGGUGCCCUCUGCUGCAGGAGAGGGAUCGGGCUUGUCCUCCGACGGGGCCCAGAGGGCUUUCAGCACGAGGGUUGUUCACGUCACUCGGCUCUGUACUGGUUUCCACCCUUCUGGUCAGGGGGGAGCAGCCAGGCCUCUCCAGGUGAGCGGUGUCGGCUCGUAGGACACGCUGAGUCUGCGCGGGGUGCUCCCCAGCCUCCGUCCUCUGACCUCCGGGGAGCGGCACCCGGGAAUGCUGGGCUGUGCGGAGCGAGCCUAGGCACGGCGAGGGUGCCGUGGCCCUGUGCUCUGUGCGGCGUCUGCUUCUCAGGGAUCCAGCCAUGUCCUCGUGGUCACCCUGGGAGAAUGAGCUGAACGUGCCCUCCCAGCUGGGCCUCGUCCCGGCCUGGCCAGGGAGGCGGUGUGUUUAGUGUGUUUGGAUCCCGAGCUGGGCCCUUCCUGAUGGCCCGGGCUGAGGUGUGCGCAGGCGGCUGCAGACCGCCUCACUCGCAGAGCUCGGGUUCUGCGCUCUCCGCUCCAGCCGGCCCUUGCUGGUUAAAAUCCCAGCAACGCUGACGUUGAGACUGUCGUUUGAAAGGCCAUAGCUGCCUGUCCGUGGCUCUGCAGACAGCGUAGGCCGCUGGCCAAGGCCGUUCCCUCACUUGACCACAGCUCCCUUCUCUUGUUGGCGGGGGUGGGAUCCAGGUGAGACAGCCUCACCUGACCGUGAUGCAGCCCUGGGUGCCUCGGGCCCGUGUAGCCGGGAAACGGCCCCCUGGCUGCCCCCCAACCCCAGGUCAGGGCUCGGGGCGGGGGGGAGCCCGCUGCUGCCCCCACCCGGCCCAGCAGUCUUGAUUGUGGCCACCUCAGGGGCAGCUGCUGGCCCUGGACGCGUGGAGGGCCAGGGUGGGGUGGCGACCGUGAGAGUUCAGCUUCCCAGUUCUAGGGGAGGGGCUUUUCGUAUUCCCAGAUGCCCCCAGUUUUCAUAUUGCUCUCCAUAUAACUUAUCCGUGUAUUUAUGUAUUUAUUUAUUUGUUUAUUCCUGCUUUGUUCCAGCAGAGGUUAAGGCAGCGAUGCUGGGUUUCUGGUGUUCUCCUCUGACGUUUGUAGGUUUUCAAAAUGGACUGAUUGCACAGUACUUUUCUUUUUCUUUCUUUCUUUCUUUUUUUUUUUUUUUUAAGAUUUUAUUUAUUUAUUUGAGAGGUAGAGCUACAGACAGAGGGAGAGGAGAGAAAGGUCUUCGUCCUGCUGGUUCACUCCCCGAAUGGCCACAGCGGCUGGAGCUGCGCCAUUCAGAAGCCAGGAGCCUCUUCCCGGUCUCCCGCAUGGGGGCAGGGGCCCAAGGACUUGGGCCACCUUCACUGCUUUCCCAGGCCACAGCAGAGAGCUGGAUGAGAAGUGGAGCAGCCGGGACCAGAACCGGCGCCCAUAUGGGAUGCCAGUGUUUCAGGCAGAGGCUUAGCUCGCUGAGCCCCAGGGCCGGCCCCAUGCGAGGUACCUUUCGAGUGAAAGGACAGGUCAGUGCCCUCGUGGCUCUUUCUGUUGUGGGCUUGAGAGCCGUCAUUUCCUGAGUAUUUUCCCUUCUUCCUCCUUGAGUGAUUCUUCAAAUAAAAUGUUGGAGAAAGGAAGAGGAACUGCUGCAGACCUGUGACUGAGCAGAGGGGCCAGCUGGUGAGGGCACACGGCGGCCUGUGCGCCGCUGCCACUGCCGCUGCCCGCGGGCCUGGGGCAGCCCCGGCUGUGUGGAGGCUCCUGCUGCCUCGCCCACAGGGUGGGGUCACGGGAUGCACACACACAGGUGUGGACAGGUGUGUGAGGGUCCCGGGGGCGCACACACAUGCACUUUGCAGGCGUGCUGUCUGCCCACACUGACACGCAUUCCUCCUCUUGGUGGCAGGGACCAUGCUGGGAUAGCCUGGGGCAGGGGCUGGCUCGGUCUCGUGCUCCGUGGGGGUGGCCAGGGUCACGCCGGCCCAUGGUCAGCUGUAGGCACCGCGUGCGCUCGUGCAGGUGAGGUAGGUGAGGACAGCUUGCUAGGGCACUUACGGAGUCAGGUCUAUUCAACUGCAAAGGCUUGUCCUUCCUGAUCUCGAAGCUGAGGAGUUGUGUAAUGAGGGUGGUAGGCGCGGCUGACACUUUAUUUUUAAAAAUGCUCUUUGUUGUGUAGCAAAAUGUUGACUGCCCCUUGUCAGGCCUUAGAAUUUCUUUGUAAGUUUGUCUCUGAGAUCCCAAAGUCAGGGGCAAGAGUGACAGGGACACCCAGGUGUCACAGAGCUGAGCUGUGGUGGACACGGACACCCGGGCGUCACAGAGCUGAGCCGUGGUGGACACGGACACCCGGGCGUCACAGAGCUGAGCCGUGGUGACACAGACACCCGGGCGUCGCAGGGCUGAGCCGUGGUGGACACGGACACCCAGGCGUCACAGGGCUGAGCCGUGGUGACACGGACACCCGGGCAUCACAGAACUGAGCCGUGGUGACACGGACACCCGGGCGUCACAGAGCUGAGCCGUGGUGACACGGACACCCGGACGUCGCAAGGCUGAGCCGUGGUGGACACGGACACCCGGGCGUCACAGGGCUGAGCUAUGGUGGACAUGGACACCCCGGUGUCGCAGAGCUGAGCCGUGGUGACAGGACACCCGGGCGUCGCAGGGCUGAGCCGUGGUGACACGGACACCCGGGCGUCGCAGGGCUGAGCUGUGGUGACAUGGACACCCGGGCGUCGCAGGGCUGAGCCGUGGUGACACGGACACCCGGGCGUCGCAGGGCUGAGCCGUGGUGACACGGACACCUGGGCGUUGCAGAGCUGAGCCGUGGUGACACGGACACCUGGGCGUCACAGAGCUGAGCUGUGGUGACACGGACACCUGGGCGUCGCAGGGCUGAGCCGUGGUGGACACGGACACCUGGGCGUCACAGAACUGAGCCGUGGUGACACGGACACCCGGGCGUCGCAGGGCUGAGCCGUGGUGACAGGACACCCGGGCGUCGCAGGGCUGAGCCAGUCCUGAGCUUCACGGGUCAGGCUUCCUGCCAGCCAGGGCCGCACCCUUUGGGCCCAGUGACGUCCUUUCUGUCCCUCGUUUACCCUCACUUCUGCCUUCUCUCCAAACCUGCUCCUGCAGUGCCACAGACCUCGCCGGUGUGCACUCACGUGUCCCGUCCCGGGGGUCCCACGGGGGAGCCCGCCGCGUGUGGAGGGCACCUGUGCCGCGGAUUCCGUGCACAGG